GGAACAUACCACUGUACUUCUCACCCCACUUAUAGCCUCAAAACUUUUAAAUUCAAGCUACGCGAUUCUAGAGAACCUUGAAACAUAAGAAUUUUUUUAUAAUUACAAAAUUUGCAACUUUUUUGCAAGAUGCCACGAGAUCCUUUAAUCGGCCUUGUCGGCAAACCCUCUGCUGGAAAGAGCACGACGCUGAACAGCUUAACCGAUGCGACGUCCAAAGUUGGAAACUAUCCUUUCACCACUAUUGAUCCUCAACGAGCUAUCGGAUAUCUUCAAAUAGCAUGCGCUUGCGAACGCUUCAGCGUACAAGAUAAAUGCAAACCCAACUACGGAUCAUGUGUCGAUGGUCGUCGCUCCGUGCCGAUAGAACUCCUCGACGUUGCUGGACUUGUUCCCGGCGCACACCAGGGUAGAGGUCUAGGUAAUAAAUUCCUAGACGAUCUCCGACAUGCGGAUGCAUUGAUUCACGUCGUGGAUGCCAGUGGGAGGACCAACGCAGAGGGAGAAAAUACACGAGGCUACGAUCCUUCUCAGGAUAUAGCCUGGCUACGUGGUGAGAUUGUUGCUUGGAUCAAAGGAAACCUCUGGGAGAAAUGGGGCUCUAUAAAAAGGCGUCAUGUCGCCAUCAAGGCCACCGCUGUCGAAACCUUGCAGGGGCAAUUCUCAGGUUAUGGGAGUACAGCUGCGGUGGUAGCCCGAACAUUGGAUCGCAUGGGCCUAAAGGAGCCCCUAGAACAUUGGAGCGAGGAGACGGUCGACCGUGUCGUCGGCGCAUUUACGGAUGAGAAAUUCCCCACGGUCAUCGCGCUGAAUAAAAUCGACGACUCCGACGCCUACAAGAACCUCAUGAAGAUCACCAAAAUGCAAGAUCCCAAUAUGGUGGUGGCAUGUUCGGCGAAGGCUGAGCUGUUUCUGCGGAAAAUGGCCAAGCAAGGCUAUAUAAGAUAUACAGAAGGAACAGAGUUCGUCGACACACGCGAAGACUUGAUCGCGGAUGGCGACCCAGACGGUGGAGGACUAAAGGAGCUAGACGACAAGAAUAAGAAUAUUAUCGAGGAGUACAAAGAUAUGAUCUUGUUCCGAUACGGAUCCACCGGCGUCGUCCAAGUACUUUCGAAAGCGGCGGAGAUUCUGGGACUCGUUCCAGUCUUCCCCGUGCGAAACAUAUCCACAUUCAGCUCUGGAUCGGACACGAAGCAUGCUUUCAGAGACUGUGUGCUGGUGAAGAAGAACACGACCGUGGGCGAUGUCGCCAAGAAAGUGAUGGGCGAUGCGCCAAUUGCCUAUGUGGAAGGAGUGGGAGGUGUACGAGUUUCGGAAGAUGCCGUUGUAUCAGUAGGCAAAAACGACGUGUUAUCGUUCAAGAUAGGUCGAGCGUAAUGAAUAUAGACCAUGUCUAGUAGAUGCUCUAUUCGAUCCCCAAGUAUGACUAUAACUGAUUUUUUGUCCAGCGGCGUCUAUGUUGUAUUUCACAGGAACGUACGUAGCAUGAUAGCAGGUAGGUACUCAUUCAAACUUACCUAGAUACAAUUCAAUUUAGCGUUCGCAAGUUCUUGGGUUCACACCGCAUUCAACGUCACUAGUCUCUUUUCCGCGGUAGAGGAUUUCGGUGAUCAACACUUGCGCAGUCCUGAAGAUCCGAUUGGGAUAACGCCGUCAACUUUCCUCAAAAUAGUUUAAUGUUGCGUAGUUAUCAUUGUAUUGCCACUAUUAUCCUUGUUGUUUUGAUUACCAUCGAUCUAGUUUCAUAGGCUACGAAUACUUGUUUUUGCAUAGUCACAAUAAUAUCAAGAUGAGG
Molecule: messenger RNA, 1798 nt
Organism: Annulohypoxylon maeteangense
Lineage: Eukaryota; Fungi; Ascomycota; Sordariomycetes; Xylariales; Hypoxylaceae
Product: P-loop containing nucleoside triphosphate hydrolase protein
Exons: 4
Coding region: 130-1380 (416 amino acids)
Cellular component (GO): cytoplasm
Molecular function (GO): ATP hydrolysis activity; GTP binding
Source: RefSeq, a predicted model, not a curated record